Ectocarpus siliculosus is the source of this 501-nucleotide messenger RNA. NCBI's taxonomy places the organism in Eukaryota, Phaeophyceae, Ectocarpales, Ectocarpaceae. The record is from the annotation of a GenBank genome assembly.
AUGCCGCCGACUCACAAGACUUGGGCCAGAUCCCCUCUUAAGCCGGCUCAGCCUCAACAACUGACGGCGAUGGACUCUUCUGGCGGUGGAAGUUCAAGCUCCUCCCCCCCACCUAGCAAGAAGGCACGGGUUUCCGAAAGCAACCCGAAGAUUCUGCCAGGCUCUCCUCCCAAGACACGGGUCAAGGAUGCCGUAUUCGUGAGCGACUCCUCCGGCGGUGGGGCUUCACGCUCCUCUUCCCCACCUGGCAAGAAGGCGCGGAUACCCUAUAACCACCCGAAGCUCCUGCCACGCUCCACGCCCAAGACCCAGGCCAAGGCCGCCGAGGCGGUGGUCUUGGCGGCGGCGAUGCUUCGCGGGGGGACACUGGACCAGCAUAAGGAGGCUGAAGCUCUUGUUGCGAACGAGAUCGCCCCGCUCGGCAAGGAGGUGUCCGACCUGCUGAUUCUUCGGUUGAAAGGCACUGCCAAGGAGAAGGACGACGGAACCUGGUGGACCUAA